Plenodomus lingam JN3 is the source of this 522-nucleotide messenger RNA. RefSeq lists its product as uncharacterized. NCBI's taxonomy places the organism in Eukaryota, Fungi, Ascomycota, Dothideomycetes, Pleosporales, Leptosphaeriaceae. The record is from RefSeq and is a predicted model, not a curated record.
AUGUCAACUGCAUUCCCGCCAGAAGAGCUGAAGCAAGUCAUUCAGGAAAUAGCCACGCUCCUCAAAGAACGCAAAGAAACCAUUUCAGUUGCAGAAACCGCAGCAGGAGGCUUGAUCUCGGCAUCACUCCUCUCCUUCCCCGGCGCAUCAACCUAUUACAAAGGCGGCCUCACCCUCUACACACUCGAAUCGCGAAUCGCCUUUGCAGGCUGGACGGACGCGCACAUCAAAGACUACAAAGGACCAACGCCGGUCAUUGUCUCCGGGCUCGCAGAACACACGCGCAAGACGCUCGGUAGCACGUAUACUCUCAGUGAGAGCGGGACUGCUGGGCCAACUGGCGGGCAGACUAGGAAUCGUACACCGGGUUAUUGCGCCCUGGCUGUGGCGAUGGAGGGUAGGAAGACGGUCACGCGCGAGAUUGAAACUGGAACUAGCGAGCGAGAGGGCAAUAUGGUCAGGUUUGCGCUCGAGGGGUUGAAGUUGGUCAGGGAUGUUAUCAAGGGGGAUGGGAAGCUGUGA